AUGGAUCCUCGUUCUAGUGCCCAGGACGUGCACCGAUGUGCCCUUUGUGAGACCGCUAUAGCGCAAAGUUACUGUGACUUUUGUCAUGUCAAUCUUUGCAAGCCCUGUAUAGGUGAACACAUCUUGGAUGGAUAUGACAAACAUAAAGUAGUUCCUUUCCAGCAACGAAAAUCAACCUUGAUUUAUCCAAAAUGUAAAACACACACAUUCAAACAUUGCAAAUUCAAAUGCAAAAAUUGUGAAAACUUUUUAGUGUGUUCUUCCUGCGUGGCAUCAGAACAGCAUGGGGGACAUAGGUUUGAAAAACUUUCAGAUAUUUAUAAGACAAAGAAAGAAACUAUUGAUAAUGAUUCAAAGGAGUUAGUAAAUUGUAUUUCUCCUUCAUAUGAAGAAAUAUCCCUUGACUUGGAAAACCAGCUUGCCAACCUGGAUGGAGGAUAUGAGAGAAUAAGAACAGAAAUAUCCAAACAAGGAGACCAAUGGCACAAAGAAAUAAACUGCAUAAUCAACAGAAUGAAAACUGAAAUCAAUGAGAUAAAAAUGAAACACAGAGAUGAUUUACAAAAACAGCUAGAUGAAAUCAGAAAGACGCAGUCUCUCAUAAAACAAACAUUUCAGGCUUUGGGUGAUAUUCAGGAAUCCACUGAGGUAAUCAAAACCAUUGAAUACAGAUCCCAGGUCAGAGAUUUCAGCAAGCUUCCUCACAUGGUGCAGGUAUCAUUGCCAACAUUCAUUCCUAAACCAAUAGAUCAUGAAAAGAUGUAUAGCUUAUUUGGUCAUUUUACACUAUUUUCUACCGAUACUAAAGAGAAUACCUCGUCACUAAACUUACAAAAUACUUCAGUCAGAGAAAUAUUGAAUGAACCGGAGCUCGUUGUCACGUUAAAAACUGAAAGCUAUAAUAAUUAUCCACGCAAUGUUACCUGUCUUAGAGAUGACAAGAUAUGGGCGAAUGAUGAGACUGAUAAUAUCCAUUGUUACACCAUUAACGGCACAAUCCUCCAGACAAUCAAAACUAAAUCAGGAACAUUGGCAUAUGAUAUUGCUGUAGACAGUAGUGGGAAUUUACUGUUCUUAGACGGGACAAACACAGUAUAUAUAGUAAAGAAUGGACAGACAGAAGAAUUGAUCAUAUUUCAGGGAUGGUUGCCUAGUAAGAUGUGUGUCACCUCUACUGGCGACCUCUUGGUUACCAUGUACAGUUACUGUAUUGAUAUGACUCAAUCCAAAGUUGUCCGUUACUCAGGAUCUACUGAAAAACAAGCCAUUCAAUUUGAUGAUGAAGAUAAACCUCUGUACUCGGGGAACAGUAAAAUUAAAUACAUAACUGAGAACAGAAACCAUGACAUCUGUGUAUCUGAUUGGGCGGCUGGUGCAGUAGUGGUGGUUAAUCAGAGCGGGAAAUCCAGAUGGAGAUACAAGCACCAUCCCUCAGUUAUCAAGAACAAACCAUUUAAACCUUUUGGUAUUACAACAGACAGUCAGAGUCAUAUCCUGACAGCAGACAGAGACAACCAUUGUAUCCACAUUCUGGAUCAGAAUGGACAGUUUCUCCGUUACAUUGAUAACUGUGAUCUGAAGGAUCCUUACGGUGUAUGUGUGGACAAUGAUGACCAUUUGUUAGUGUGCGAAUAUAAUAGAAAUGGCAAUAUUAAGAAAAUGAAAUAUUUGAAAUAGAAACCAAAUAACAGGACAUUGAUGUAGCGCUUUACAAAAGAACUUACGACUGAUGGCCAGAUUUAAAAAUUAAUGUUCAUUAUUCACAAGUUAUCAAAUGGUUUUGCUAAUUACGAGUAAGAUUUACUUACAAGAGUUGGAAUUAUUUGAUACAGUUUAGCUCGAAUUAAGUUUUAGACGGUGGCUAUAAAUAGCCAUGGUCUAUUGCUACCGUCCCGACCGAAAGAGUAUUUCUCACGGGGACCCUAGCGGAUAAGGAACGAUGACUCUGUUAGGUAUGCAGUGUUACAGACAAUGUUUUUUCUAUGUGUCGAUUUCAGUAUGAGAACUAAUUUUAAUCUUAUCAGAUAUUUUAGGCAUUAUAGCUGCUAAUUAUUUUGUACAUAUAUUUAAAUAAUUUAUGAAAUUGUGUUUAUUUUAAAUGAGCCGUUACCCUGUCUGCUUACGCGGUAUCAAAAAUUUAUGCACUAACUGCCAGUUGUGACGUUACACUCUGUAUCAGGGCUGCAUAAACUAUAUCACUGUGAUAAUUUGUUAAGAGAUCUCACAAUAAUCGCUUCUUGUUUUUUGAUGAUGUAAAAAAAUGUCAGAAACACACUAUUUAAACAGGUUUGCCAUUUCAUAUUUCAUUUUUCAACGCAUUAAUUUUAGUGGAGGCAGAAUAUUUAUUUUGUUGUAGCGUAUUCCAAAGAAUUCAAAACAGAUACUGACAAUGAAUAUUACAUAAAUUACAUUUUAUUGAACUUCAACCGAUCAAUGGCACACUUUCUUCUACAAGUCUGCAUGUGUUUUUAAACAUACAAUGUUCAAACAACUUGAAAUUUACGAUACAAAUGUAUUUAAUUUUGGACUUACCUUAUUUGGAUUUACCUUGUUUUGUAACCCACUAAGUCUGUAGGAACAUUAAUUUUAUUACAGGAACCUCAAUAUUCAUCAGACAAUAUUUACUACUGAAUUUGACGCUUUACUUGCUGCUGACUUUUUUUUCAAACACGCUAAUCGAUCGAGCUCGGAUUAUAAAAUUCACGUGCAAAUCGAGUAGCCAUGUUACAAUUUGCUACAUUAAAAGUUUAAAAUUUAUCAAUUUAAACUUAACUAUAACAGUCAUUUAAGGUUUUUAUUACUUAUUUUUAAAUUAAGGAUAUUUUUGAAAUAGUUUUUAAUACCUUAAUCCAAUUAAUUAGAUAGUUUUUAAAUUUCUUUCAUUACUUUAAUGUUAAAAUGUUAUCCGCUAAAAAUUGUCCGCCUUUAUUAAAUAACUCUGUAAUAUUUAAAUCUACACUUUAAAUUAUGCUUAUUAUGUAUUAAUUUCUGCUCUAAAACUAAUUCCUUAAAGAUUUAACUUUUCGUCCAUUUAAACUUUACCGCGCCUUGCCAGAUAGAACUCUUCUGCGCGAGGAGAUAAAAAAGUUAUCGUAAACAAAAACGAAAAUAGAAACUUUUUCCGCUAAAUUUACAAAACAAGUUUAAGUCUUUAUUUUAUUACAUUUUUCGAUAUUUUAUUAUUAAUCAACAAUGUUCAUUAGGAAUCAUGUUUUAGGUAAGCGCUAUGCUCGAUAUUGUUUUGAUUUCUUUUUAUGUCUAUUGUUUAUCUGUUUUAAUUGUGUUUCGGAACUUUUGUUAUCUCUUUGAUUUUAUAACAUGCUUUUAUAAUUUGUGUAUAUCAUUCAUUUUCU
This is a messenger RNA of Magallana angulata, 3353 nucleotides long. RefSeq lists its product as uncharacterized. Gene Ontology annotation, biological process: protein polyubiquitination; proteasome-mediated ubiquitin-dependent protein catabolic process; negative regulation of translation. The record is from RefSeq and is a predicted model, not a curated record. Lineage: Eukaryota; Metazoa; Mollusca; Bivalvia; Ostreida; Ostreidae. Gene Ontology annotation, molecular function: zinc ion binding; translation repressor activity; protein binding. The transcript has a single exon. The coding region runs from base 1 to 1677 and encodes 558 amino acids.